UUGGAAAAUAACGUAUUUUUAGGUCUCUGCUUAUGGUGUGUCGACGGCAGCGACUGCGAUUCAACCUGCUCAUUUUGUGAGGGUGCGGCAUGCCUUCGUGUACAAAGGCAGCACCCGAUUCGAGGCGUGACAACGGCAAUGACUUGCCUACCCCAUGAUUCUCUUAUUCACGCUUAUCAUCCGGAAGGAUGUCGAACAGAGCUAUCGACAGGCGAAAAGCUCUGUUUAUGUUCAGGGCGAGACUUUUGCAACUCGGCCAAACGAUAUGAUCUUUCAUUCGUUCUCCUUUUCUUAUUUAUAUUGCUCUUAUGA
Messenger RNA from Haemonchus placei, 312 nucleotides. Lineage: Eukaryota; Metazoa; Nematoda; Chromadorea; Rhabditida; Trichostrongylidae. The record is from the annotation of a GenBank genome assembly.